Messenger RNA from Cherax quadricarinatus, 9800 nucleotides. RefSeq names its product longitudinals lacking protein, isoforms H/M/V. Gene Ontology annotation, molecular function: protein binding. Gene Ontology annotation, cellular component: nucleus. Gene Ontology annotation, biological process: regulation of transcription by RNA polymerase II. The record is from RefSeq and is a predicted model, not a curated record. NCBI's taxonomy places the organism in Eukaryota, Metazoa, Arthropoda, Malacostraca, Decapoda, Parastacidae.
CUGGGCUUGUUUACACGUAGUUCAGGCGGACACAAGUGCCUACAAUUUUUUUUUUAAUUAUUUUUCGAAGCAGACAUCACUGAGAUAACAUAGCAAGGACGACAGGACACUACAACUCGUGCAGUUAUUGGGAGGAACAUCCCCUUGGUGUAGAAGAGUCCGCAGUCAUGGCAGGCGAUGGGUUGCUCUCACUCCGGUGGAACAAUCAUCGUACCUCAUUUCUGCAGGUUUUAUCCUCACUGAGGGACAAGAAAACCUACAGUGAUGUUACUAUUGCUUGUGCUGGCAAGUUUUACAGUGUUCAUAAGUUUGUCCUCUCUACGUGUAGUGAUUACUUUGUUGAUAUAAUGGAGAAGACACCAUGCAAGCACCCAAUCAUUGUCCUCAAAGACAUACGUCAUCAAGACUUAGAGGCAUUGUUAAAUUAUAUGUAUCUAGGUGAGGUAAAUGUGCUCCAGAAUGAGUUAGCAGGUCUAAUUAAAGCAGCAGAGUGCUUAAGAAUCAAAGGUUUAGCUGUGCCAGAUGAGUCCCCACCCCUUCAUCCUAGUGAGACCAUACACAGUCCUGUCAAGAACUGUGAAGAAGGAAGCCCACAGACAAAGAGAAGACAUGAAGAAGAGUCCACAAACAGUAAUUCAAGUCCACCCAGGAAAAGAAGCAAUUCACGACUGCAUACUGAAGGAAUUGUAGAAUCUACUUUAACUGAAGACCAUUCUGAGGCGAGUGAAAAUAAGAUGAGGGAGAAUGUAUUACCAAGUGUCCAGCAAGCUCAAGAACAGCAAUCAAAUAAUGCAAAUGAACAUCCUGGUGAAAGUUCUCAACCCAUCCCUAGUGAUGAGAGGCAGAACAAGCAUGCUGAAGUGGAAAAUCCAGUAAUAAAGGUAGAGGAAGAAGAUGUGAAAUAUGAAGAUGAAGAUGGUAUGCAACUACCCGACACCUGCAAUGCUCUAGAAGUUCAAAUGACCGAGUCUGAUGGGUCAUCACAAGGCACAGCAAGAAACAGUGAAUCUGUACUAAAGUAUGAGGCCUCCCUCUCUGGUAGUGCUGGGGGAGCUCCUCUUCUCUCGCCUGUUACUCAGUAUUCUACUCAUCCACAGUCAUUUGAGGAAAUAGUCUCGCAGGCAUUACCAGGGCCUUCAGGAAUUCAAGGGGAUGGUCAGAGUUGGGACAGCAGCCGAAGAGAAGGAGAGAUGACUUCCUUUCAUCUUCAAGGCUUUUCACAACAAGAUCGCCUCAACCCCCAUCAUCAUAGUCUCCAGCAAGUGGAUUUGAUCGAAGACACAGUGCAUAGAGUGAGAGGAUCUGUUUGUUCUGAGGGAGGUGUACCAAGAGGCUCAUGCACUCUAGGUCAGUAUGGGAUGGAAAUUCCUCAGCUGGCCGACAGUCGCAUGGACCUUGAAAUUCGGCAAGCCAAGGAGUGGAGGUGUUUGUUCCCUAAAUGUGGGUAUGUCACCGAUCGUGAAUCGUGGCUGAGACAGCAUUUUCGUAAGCACACUGGUGAGAAGCCUUUUCCAUGUCCCUAUUGUUCAUUUCGCUCGGCUCAAAAGGGAAAUCUCAAUGUUCACGUGAAGAGAGUGCACUGUGAACUUCCUGGCAAUGAGUGUGUAGUAAUCAAGCCAGACUAUCUCAAUAUCUCUUGAAAACAACAAAUAUUUUUAGAUAAAUGCUGUAGUCACAAAAACUAUUAAUGAAGGAAAACACAGAAUUCUUAAAAGAGUGCUGGUGAUCUAUUAUAGCAAGACCCUUGAACACUAAUUGAUUUAGUACAAUGUGGCAAGUGCUCAUUAGAAAAUGGUUGAUUAUAAACCAGAUUUUCUUUCACUUCAGUGUAUUUAUUGUAGAGAACAUUUCUUAAUAUAUUUAAACUGUUUAUGUGCGUGUGCAUGCAUGUGUACAUAUGUACUCAUCUGUGUGUGGUUGCAGGGGUCGAGUCAGUGUAUGUGUGUGCGUUAAAUUGUGCAAAUAUGUAGCAUUUUCAUGCAGAUUGUUUGUACUUAUUGUGUAGUGAAUACCUGUACAUACAUUUAUUUGUGGAUAGUGUGCGAGUGUUACUACUCUGACUUGCAUAACUCAUAACUGUGCUUGUGUAAAUAAAAUAUGUAAUGUUACAUUUUGUUGCUGCUGUAGUUAUAAGGAAUUUCAAUUAUUCUCAAAUAAAAUAGAUUUAGAACCUUUCUAUCUUUCUUUUGUAAAUUUGUUAACGUGUCGUGAGCAGCAUGUCACUUUGUCAGUAAUACUGGGGACUCGUAUUCCAUCACAUAUUAGUUUAGCUACUUAUUUCUUGAAGCAUCAAAAUAAAUAAGGAAAAUAAAUGAUUUUUUUUUUUUUUGUAUUUAUUACAAACACUUUUUAGUGAAAAACCUGCUAAUAAACCAAGUGACUUAAAUAUAUUUUAUGCUGUACUAUAUAAAAAAUUAUGGUACUUGUGUUGCAGUAAUGAACCAUGAAAUGUGUCCAGUUAACUGUAUUUGUGAUGUUAUAACAAAUAAGUGUUAAUUAGGGAGAAGUGUAUUACAAUAGUACCUAACUGUAGGUAAUCAGUUUGUUUUCUUGAGUCAUUUCUAAAAAACAAGUUAGAUACACCAUCUGAGUUCCCAUAACAGCUACAGAAUACACGUUGCUCUUUGGUGGCAAAAGGAUAUUAGAAAAAAAAUUCACCUAGUGAAUACUGGAAUGAGAUGCAAGAGGAGGUAGGAAAUGUUGCAACCACAAGAAAUUGUAAUUGGUUUAUGAUCUAUUAAACACUGAAAAUGUGACACCACAAGCAUAGCUCUGCUCCUGAAGCUACAAAUAAGUAUUAAUUUAAAAAAAGUAGUUAUGUAAUGUAGCUGGUAACAGUGCUACAAGUUCUCUCUUACACUUCCUAGUGACAAAGUUGGUAGAAUUACCGACAAUAUGUAAAGUAAAAGGACACAAGUGCAACUAAUGUGACAUUUUUAUUGUGGCAACGUUUCGCUCUCCAGGAGCUUUGUCAAGCCGUUACAAACAGUACAUGGACACAGAGGGUAUAUAUAGGCUCAGAGUGAGGUGCAAUACUAGUGGUAGUAGUAGUGAUAUAAGUUGUUGUUGUAGUAAUACUAAUACAAUAUGUUAGAACAAUUAACUCGCACAUGAGUAAAAGGAUAUAAAAGCUAUUACUUGGGUAACAUUAAAAAUAGGUUAGACAAAUAUUUGGAGGCUGGAUAGAGAAGGCCUGUUUCAGUGUUCAUUUUCUGUAACGUGCUUUGUGUAGUAAACCCUGCCAUCAUAUAGUCGCUCCUGUUAAUACUACACAAAGCACAUUACAGAGAAUGAACACUGAAACAGGCUGCCUCUAUCCCACCUCCAAAUAUUUGUCUAAUCUAUUUUUAUGUUACCCAAGUAAUAGCUUUUAUAUCCGUUUACUCAUGUGUGAGUUAAUUGUUCUAACCUAUUGUAUUACUACUACUACUACUACUACUACUACUACUACCACCACUACCACUAGUAUUGCACCUCACUCUGAGCCUAUAUAUACCCUGUGUCCAUGUACAGUUUGUAAUGGCUUGACAAAACUCCUGGAGAGCGAAACGUUGCCACAAUAAAAAUGUCACAUUAGUUGCACUUGUGUCCUUUUACUUUACUUUCUAGUGAGUUAUUUAUUCUGUCCCAAAACUAAUUCUAGUUAGGAAUUCAUCAAAUAAUGUAAUGCCACAAGGAAUUCAUCAGAUAAUGUAAUGCCACAAGGCAACUCCCGGGUCCUGUAAGCUAAAGUUGCAUGGUCCUUGACCGGCACAUGCUGCUCUUUCACUUGCUUUGUGCCAGUGGUGUUCACACAAACAUUCAUGCUGCUAGAUAAUAAAAAUCCAUUGAUAGCUAUAUGUUAUUAAUGCAGUUUAAAUGUAAUGCCUCAUUUUUCUGUCGGUUCUGCACCUCCAUUACAUUUUGUGCAUUAGGAGAAACUGGUGGUUUAGUCAUGCCACUGAAUGCUAUGUGUUUCAUACCUCAGAGACUUAUGCUCAAACUUCCUGCACAUGUUCUCUUGCUGCAUGGGUUGUGAGUGUACAGUGAGAGCAGUUACUAUGCCACAGUCACCUGUAUAGAUUUCUACAGCAAAUGAAAACACAGAUUCCACGUACAUAAACAUACUUAGCCCUAGUGGUGGCUCAUAAAACCAGUAAUACCUAUGCUGUCAUACCACAUCAAACUUCUAUUUUUAAUCAUUUUUUUAUCUCGUUUCAACAAAAUAUUUAAAAUUCGCUUAUAAAUACAUUGAAAACAUACAACAGAUUUUUCCUGUAAUAUAUUUGUCAGUUGCAAAUUAUUUUAGCGUAAGGCUGAUGAAGUCAUACGUCUGGCAGUGAGCAUCUGGGGGGACUGCAGCUCUGCAGCUCCUAUGGACAAGCUGCCACUGCUUAGCCCUUAUGUUUGAUAAACCUGCAGUGGGGGUUUGUGUAUUUCGUUUGAUUACCAGGGGUGAGUGUUUUUAUUCGGGGCUUCUUAAACCUUUUUGAGGGUUGUACAAAUAUAGGUUUAGUCAUCAUAGCAUGUUAGUUGCAACUUAUUGCCCUUAUGCAAAAGGCAGUGAUAAGCAGGUUUCUGUAAAUGAUUGGUACUGUAUACCUAUUCAUUUUCUGACCCAUACUGGAGGAAACGAGCAGACGAAGCCUUGGCAGGGUAAGGUGACUUUCUUUACAUUGCUCAUGAGGAAAACCAAUCUCCAGCUUGUGUCUGUCACUGUGCUAAUAUGGACAGCCAGGUUUCCUCCAGGUGACAGGUCCCUGCUGCUCUCGAACUGCCUGGUGGGCAUACAGCAUUUAUAUUAGACAUCUGACAUAAACUGCUCACUUGUAUGAAUAGUACGGUACUCAACGUGAUACGCUACCUUUAUAUUUGAUUUGAGUCAGUGAGGGUAAGUGUACAGGGCUAAGAACUGGCAUUCACUGAUUGAUGAGAAGUUAAUAGUCGAGAUAGAAAACAGGGAGAGGCACUUUAGGAGCUAUCUAAUCCUUUUCAGGAAAGAGAUGUAUGAACCAAUGAAAUAGGUAUGCAGGGGAAUGACUUAUUAAGUAAAAAGUGAUCUAACAGGCUAAUGCUGGUGUUAAUAAAGAUAAUGUCAACAGGUUGCUAUUCUUGUUAGUGGUACAUGGAACCCAAACACAAAAUAAGUUUUAAGUUAAAAGAUUCAUUCAGGAGUGUUCAUAUAUUUGAACAAAACCAACAUAGAUACCAGUAGAUGGUAUUAGAGGGGUAUAGCACACCCAUUUUUCUUGGUAUUUCAUGUCUUGGGGCCCAUUAAGAGAGAUAGCAAUGACAGUGACAUUGAAAGUGCAUGUAGAAAGAAUUCUAGUUGCAGUAUACAUCAACAGCAACAAUGCAGAAAGGUUUCAGCAUAUUGCAACAGCACCCAGCAUGUACAUUGGCUAAGAUGGUGACUCUCUCACUAUUUAAUGGUAGGGUAUAAAAAAAAUUAUCAAUUAAGUGUAAUAAGUUCAGAAUGUCUUUUCUGAAGUUUGUAGCUGCCAGGUUUUCUCCCUUUAGGAGCACUAAGGAACUAGAGUAUCAAUAGCAAAGUUGCAACACUGAUUCUCUGACCCUGCAUAAUGCUCGUGGUGGUCUUGUUUUUAGUGUGUGGUAGUAUUAUAAACACUUUAGGAUAUUUACUCCUAAUAUGACAUGUAGAUGCCUUUCAUAUGGAUACAAACAACCCUUAAAAAAUUACUCUAUCUGAAUAUUAAAAUGUUGGUUUCCUUACUGUUUUAUGAGUGGUUAUUUCGUCUUAAUUUCUCAUAUCUGGCAUCACAGAUUUUGUAUUAAAAACCACAUUUGUCUCAGUGCUGCAGUUUGCACUGUUUUAAUUUGUUGUUUUUUGCUUCAAUACAAUUUUUUAAUUUUUUUUUUUUUUUUUUUAACAAGUCGGCCGUCUCCCACCGAGGCAGGGUGACCCAAAAAAGAAAGAAAAUACAUUCAUCAUCAUUCAACACUUUCACCACACUCACACAUUAUCACUGCUUUCGCAGAGGUGCUCAGAAUACAACAGUUUAGAAGCAUAUACAUAUAAAGAUACACAACAUAUCCCUCCAAACUGCCAAUAUCCCAAACCCCUCCUUUAAAGUGCAGGCAUUGUACUUCCCAUUUCCAGGACUCAAGUCCGACUAUAUGAAAUUUUUGCUUUAUCCCAUAUAAUUAGCAGUAACUUUGAUUUUUUUAAUAAUUUCGUCAUGUGUGAAAGUCUGCAUAAAAUAUAUGUUAAUUCCUUUAGUUUUUUUUUUUUUCUUUGUUUAAUUUCAAAUAAAGUUGAAUAUUCAAAUAUUACCUUUGACUUAGGUAAAGUUGGAUCAUAGUUUCAUUGAGUUCCAUUAUCUCAUUUCUCUCUUCCUUUGCUGCCUUGUAUGUAAGUUCUUGCAGAGAGCAAGUGUGAGGCAUGGACCAUUAUCAAGUUGUUGUUUGAUAAUAGUUCAAGAAGGACCGAAAUGUUGUCUGAAGUUUCUGAUCCAGGUGUGGGUUAUUUGUGAAUUGUUCCAGCCAUAUUGUUGUGACUUUUAUUCUUCUUUGUCAUCGAGUCCAUAUCAUUUUCUGUAAAAUAGUUGUAAUGUACAUUGUAAUGACAGUUGUCUGCAGAUUGGGAACACUAGGAAGAUUAACCCUUUGAGGGUCCGUGCUGUAGAUCUACGGCUUUACGUUGAGGGUCCAAACCGUAGAUCAACGCCAUGAGCUCGGCUCACUCUGAUAAGCUGUGAGCAGUAAAUUUGGGCCUAGAUUGAGAGAAUACAUCUAUGUGGUAUGUGUGCACCACAUAAAACAAAUCCUGCAGCACACAGUGCAUAAUGAGAGAAAAAAAACUGAGACCGUAAUUUUCGAUUAAAACAGCAACUUUGCCGUGUUUUUUCAUAUGUUUUUUAUAGUUGUAUUUGCGAUUUCUUUGUCUCAUUUGAUAGAAUGGAAGAUAUAUUAUAGAAAUAGAGAUGAUAUUGAUUGGUUUUAGUAUUGAAAAUGGCUUGAACUGAGCUCAAAGUAGUGGAAAUUUUAUAUUUUUGCCAAUGUUCGAGAGUAAACAGAUGACCUCACACGUCUAAUACACGCCAGCUGGUGGGUCUAAUAUACAUUCACAAAUGUGCUGAUAUUAUUUAUACAAUUAUUACAAUAUUGCAUGACAGUAAAUCUUCUAUUUUUUGGUUUGAAUAAAAAUUCAUUAUGUGAAUUAAAAAUCAAAAUGGAAUUCAUUUGUAAAGCCUGAAAACAUAACUGAUGAACAGAGGAAAUGUUAGUUUAGUGCCAGGAAUACCUGCAUUGUUUAUUCUGGACCCUAUUUUGAAAUUGGAAUAUUUUGAACUUUGCACUAAAUUGGCCAAAUUACCAAUUUCCAAUCACAUUAUUUUGUAGUUAUCUGACUAGAGCAGCUAGAGCUAGAGCAAUGGCUUGUCCCAGUUUGAUUCCCCACACUCUUUUGAAGACUUACAAUUCUUUAUUACAAUUUUCCGGAUUAUCGGUAUGAAGUUAUUUAAACGGAAUUGUCCAGUGAAGACAAGUUACUUCAUUAACUACUAAGUAGUGGAAGAAGACUAUUUUCUUAAUAGUCAUAACUUUAUAUAUAUAUAUAUAUAUAUAUAUAUAUAUAUAUAUAUAUAUAUAUAUCUUCUUCCAGAUCUUGUCAGUAUCACCAUACCUUGUACAGUGUCUGCAAAAAAAAUAGUUGAACCAAAUGCUAGUGAAAGUGAUGAAUUUCAAUGUAUCAUUGUUUUCCUUUCCACUAGACAGCCAAUGGAGAAUGUUACAGAGGCUGAUCAUAUUUCAGGCAGCUCAUACAUUUACUAACAGUGACUUCCACAUAGCUCUCAUCUUUAGUUACAUCAUAGGAGUUGCUGUAUGAUGCUGCAUUUUCAUGCACUCUUGGCCCUCAUUUUGAACUUUUCUGUUAGAUUGUUUGACAACUUAUAUUUUGGUUACCAGAGAUUGUAAUGGAGCCCUAUAAACUUAGUAUAGAAGAGAGGCUUCUCUUUUGGUCCUGGCAAAUCAAAGAAAAUUUGGAUCACAAUGGAUAGUGAUCACAAUAUUUCAAGAAUCACUGAUAAUCAUAGGCCUUUAAGAAUUAAACAAGUAAUUAAAAACUAAAGGGUAAUCACCCAAGAUUAAGUUAAAAAAAAAUGAGGUAAUUUUUCAGUUUCAUUUCUCCUUUGUUAAUAUUUUUAAUGAAAAAUGUUAAUAUAAUGAUGUUUUCUUUUGUGGGCAUUGUUCAACAUAAUUGUAGGAACAAAUGAUACUGUACAUUAUAUGCACAGUAGAUGAACAGAUUAGUAAAAUUUCUUUCUGGAAUAUGAAAUUAGCAUUAUGCUUACUAACUUGUAUCAUUUGUUGGAGCACUAUUGUUAAUAAGUUCUUAAGAGUUAGCAUUAAAUUUUAUUUGUAUUGUUGUUUUAUAUGCUACUAGAACAGGCAAGUUUCGUUGAAUUUUUUGUAUGUACGUAGACGUAAAUCUGAGAGGGUCCGAGAAUAUUUUUAACGUACACUAUUGCUGCAUACAAAAACCUAGUCACUUCAUUACUAGUCAUGUACUGUACUAGCAUAUUGAGGCAAAAGUUUCUAUGAGUGCUUUUGAUCUUGUAGUGGUGUUAAUCAUGUACUGAGUUGAGAACUCCUGAAAAGAGAUGAGCACAUGUACACUUCUAGAGUGUUUGCACAUUUUAUAGAUACAUAGAAAGAUGUACAUAUUUAGUUUAAUUAUUAGCAUAGAGGUUUAAAAAAUAGCAUAAGGGAAAAUCAAAUUGUUGACAUCAGUUCAAGGCAAGAAUACACUUUAAUAUGUAAAUAUAGAAAAUACAAUAUGUAAUUUCAAGGGUACUCUUGAUUUCAUAUACUAUAUGUAUCCCAAGAAAUGUAAUUCUGAAUUACAAAAACAUGAUUUGACUUUGCCUAAUUAGUCUUUGAGAAGUAUAUCAUGUUAAUGUUCUUCACAGUGCAUUGUCCUAUGUAAAUAUAUAUAUAUUGUAUUGUGUCAUUGUUUGUAUGGUGCAUUUUGCUGUACAGUAUAGUGUAUUAUAUCAUUGGUCUUUGCAGUACAUGCUGCUAUAUAUUGUAUUAAGAAACAUUAGAAGAAUCACAUUUUAUUUGUUCCUCCAAACAGUUUUUUAAUGUGCAUUUGAUGUAUUUUUUUCCAUUGUAUGACAGCCUUUUGUUCUUAUACAGAAGCUGGUGCUCCAUUGUUAAUCCUGGAACCACUGGGAUUUACAGCAUAAUCUGUUUUGAUGAUUAAGAUACAUUAAUGAUACACAGUUGGGUAUCUUUAUUGUUGAAACUUUUUGCCUACACAGUAAGCUUCUUCAGUUAGAUACAGUGACAGCAGGUGUAGUAGUGAAAUGAAGGUGAUGUAAUCAGUCCAUCACCUUCAAGAAAAAGUAUUUGAGGUGGUCAGUCCCUCAGCCUGGAGAAGUUCAUCUCCAUGGUCUGUAACAAUAUGAAGCUGAAGUUUUAUACGGUUCCAGACCAUGGAGCUGAACCUUCCUCAGGUUGAGGAACUGACCACCUCUAAUGCUUUUCCUUCAAGGUCGACAGACUGAUUACAUCACCUUCAUUUCACUAUUACACCUGGUGUCUCUGUAUCUGAAGAAGCCUACUUACUGUGCAGGUAAAACAUUUCAAUAAUAAAGAUACCCAAAUGUUGACCUGUCUUAAUCAUCAACUUGUCGAUAUUUUGUACCAUUAGCAACAUAGACUAUUUUGCUUCAUUGUCUAGUGAGGUUAUAUUGUAAAAAUGUCUGUUUUCAAAGUGCAAGGUUGCUCAAAAUUCUUAAGUUAAACUUUACUAGCAUAGAAUUGUGUUUGUUAUUAAUAAUAAACUUGUAUUG